CACACGAAGAAUAGUCGGAUUCCAAAUCUGGAGAUAUGAUCGACGCAGUCCGUUUUCAAAUUCGGCUCCUCCUUUGGCCUCGAGGGGUUCGCGCGGACUUACGAGGAAUUCACUCCUGGAACUUACUCACUUUCUCGUUAUUUUAGAACAUGGCCGAUUGGAACAAGGAUCAAUGGGGAGUCCAACAGGGACAGGGGUAUCCGCCGUUCUAUGUAAAUGGCGGAGAGCCGAAGCCAGGACACUCUCAACCAUACGCACAACCAAUCACUCAGCCACAGUACGAUCUACAAGCAUUUGGAAACCAAAAAUCACCGUUCGAGGACGGUCGGUUUCAGCCGAAGAAGCGGGUCAACGAUAUUUUCUUUCUGAUAUUUUUCAUUCUACAGUUCGUGGGGUUGGUCGUUAUUUCAGGGAUUGCCCUCCCAGAAUACGUGUCUGAUAACGGGCUUGGAGGUGGCGUAGGCAAUGGCUCUCAGGUUGGCUCAUCGGUGACUCUCAAUCGACAUACCGCCUAUCUUCUGCUGUUUGUCACUGCAGCAGGUCUUGUUCUGUCUGUGGCCUACCUCAUGCUCGCACGCCUUUUCACACGAGCCUUGAUGCACAUCACUCUCAUUUUGUCUAUAAUACUCAACAUUGGCAUUUGCAUCUAUUAUUGGACUACUGGCUACUAUUCCGGUGCCAUCAUCUUCACUAUCAUUGCUCUAUUCUCGAUAUUUGCCUAUUUCGGUUUCAGGUCCCGCGUUCCACUGGCAUCCCUUCUCCUGCAAGUAGUGAUGGAUGUCUCCAAGCAUCACAAGAGCGUCUAUGUUGUUUCCUUCAUUGCCUUGACUUUCCAAGCUGCUUUAAGUGUGUGGUUCUCCUACGCGGUGAUUGCGAUAUAUACGAAAUGGACACCUGGAAAUCCAAGUUGCGGCAAUGGGACGUCUUGUUCUGGAAGCACCGUGGCAGGCUUGAUAUCCUAUGCAGUAUUCUCAUACCUCUGGACAUCUCGAGUCAUUGGUAACAUCGCCUUAGCUACUCUCGCUGGCGGAGCGUACGGAAGUUGGUAUUACUUCGGACCUCGAGAUCAAGGACAGAUGCCGAAGCAUCCAACCCUCAGCGCUUUUGGACGUGCUUCAACACUCUCUCUUGGGUCGAUAGCAUUUGGAUCCCUUAUUGUCACUGUUCUGGAUGUAAUUCGCCUUAUACUGAAUGCUGCAAGGAACAAUGCAAAUGCGCAAGGAAGUUUCGUAGAGGCGUGUCUUGCAUGCUGCGCACAGUUCUUCGUUGGAUGUAUCGAAGGAUUAGUAAAGUACUUUAACAGAUAUGCCUACAUUGAGAUCGCGCUCUAUGGAAAGCCCUAUAUUAAAGCAGCAAAAGACACUUGGGCCAUGUUCAAGGAUCGUGGCAUCGAUGCGCUCGUCAACGAUUCUUUGGUCGGGAUGACUUUGACGUGGGGCGCCUAUAUCGUUGCGCUUCUUUGCUCACUUUUUGGGUAUCUAUACCUGCGCCUGACACACCCUGCCUACAAUUCCGAUGGGCAGUACACAGCACCGGUUGUCUUUUUUUCGUUCAUCAUUGGAUUGCAAUGUUCAUUGACAAUGUCAACUGCCAUUGAGGCUGGUGUGUCUACUAUCUUCGUGGGUCUCGGAGAAGAUCCGCAAGUAUUAGCUACGCGCGCACCUGAUUUAUUUGGCCUUAUUGCUCGUACCUAUCCUCGUGUAGUUCAAGGGGUACCGAGGGUCUGAUCCCCUUGGUGCGCCUUUGUCUGGAUAUCGUAUGUCGACGUGAAAACAUGUUCUUGUACAGGGAAAGCCUCAAGUAUGAGCAUGAAGGCCAGAGCCUGGCAGAUAGGAAGUUGACCACGGUUACAGUGAAUCGAACUA
Molecule: messenger RNA, 1865 nt
Organism: Suillus paluster
Lineage: Eukaryota; Fungi; Basidiomycota; Agaricomycetes; Boletales; Suillaceae
Product: plasma-membrane choline transporter-domain-containing protein
Exons: 18
Coding region: 150-1727 (525 amino acids)
Biological process (GO): transmembrane transport
Cellular component (GO): plasma membrane
Molecular function (GO): transmembrane transporter activity
Source: RefSeq, a predicted model, not a curated record